This is a messenger RNA of Paraglomus brasilianum, 525 nucleotides long. The record is from the annotation of a GenBank genome assembly. Lineage: Eukaryota; Fungi; Glomeromycota; Glomeromycetes; Paraglomerales; Paraglomeraceae.
AUGGCUCUCUUUACUCGGACUCUUUGCACAAGCAGUAUACGCCAUUUGUCUCUUUUCACCCGCCCUCUGCUCUCCACUUCUCAUCGUACGUUUAUCUCUUCCGCUAUACCGCCUACAACUUACGAAGCUGACAAAGACUACUGGCUGCUAAAAUCUACUCUCGAUGAUAUACGUGCCAAGUAUGGCCUCUCUGGCGGUUCUCGUAUCAAAGACCACAACCUCGAUGCCCAUUCUGAUCUCGAAAUCGAUAUCACACCUCCCGCCGAUGUUAAGAAAUUGGCUCAGAUUAACAAUUUGCUCGAGACGGCGUCAAAAGAUUUCCAGUGGUUUAUCUCAGAGACCGAAAACAAUAACAGGGUGAACAAGAAAGUAUGGCUGGCGGAGGAUGACGAUAUGAGUGGGAAUAUGGAUGAAGCCAUUAAAGCGUAUAGGGAGAGUACAGUAAUGGCAAAUAGUGCGCUUCACGUGUACGAUUUGGAAGAGUCGAUUGAGCAGAAACCUCCUGGAUUCCAACAUGUUCAUUAG